UGUGUCUGUGUGUGAGAGAGAGAUGAGAGGAACAGAGGAGAGCUGAGGAACAGAUAGAAAGAGACAGCAGAGGAGCACAAAGUGAGGCCAGUUCACCUAUGGAUCAGCAUUCACACUAGAAACCCAGGGGAUUCCAUGGACGCACAUCGACCCGAAUGACAUCCCUGCCGAGUGCAGCCGAUCGACACUGAUGCCGAUGCGCUGCAUGCAUUUGUAGAGCAGCAAGGCCAAGGGGUCAGGGGUGAAAGGUCAAAGACUGCAGAGCCAGAGCGGACGCUGAGCUUGAAGGGCGUCAGGAGGGGGGACCACAGGGAUACGAGAAGAAUCAGGGUUCAGGAAAUAAAGUCUCAGUGACAGAGGAGAGUCAAGGGGUCAAAGAUGAUGACAUCACAUGUAAAGCUGAGGAGGGAGAAGGGGAGUCUGGCCGAGUAUGAAUUGCAGAUGAAAGACCUCCGGGCUCAGCUGACAGACCAGAUCAAGAUUUUAGACUCUCAGGUGGAGGUGAAGCAGCAGCAGCUCUCAGACCUCUCCGAGUUUCUCCGGCGUCGAGGCGACAUUGAGGCCGAAUAUGCACGCGCCCUCGACAAACUCACAGAGAGGUUCACCCACAAGACGAAGAAGAAGGAGCAGUGGGGUCAGUCUGUGUGUCAGGUCUGGUCUGUUUUGCUGACUCAGACUCGUCUGGAGAGUCGGGAACAUGCAGCACUGGGUGACACCUGCUGCAACACACUCACACAGAGACUGGCACACAGUACGGAGGACACACACCGUCUGCACAAGAGGAGCAAAGAAGUGGGAAUCCAGAUGCAGGAUGAGUUGCUAAAGGUCACAACUGAACUCCAGACGGCUACGAAGACGUAUAACCAGUACCACACCGACUCAAUGAUAGCUGAGGGGAAGCUGAAAGAAGCCGAGCGAUUGGAGGAGAGACACACAGGCAAGUCGGCUGACCUUGGCCCCGGCCAAUCAGGGGGACAGAGGCGGAGCUCCGUCAAGAAGAUGGAGAGAUUAAUGGAGAAGAGGCACGGCCGAGUGCAGGAGAACCAGCUGAAGUGUACCAAGGCCCGUAACGAUUACCUUCUGAAUCUCUCAGCAGCCAAUGCAGCCAUGAACAAAUACUACCUGCAGGACGUGAGCACUCUCAUAGAUUGCUGCGACCUCGGUUUCCAUCUGGCUGUGGAGAGGGUGAUGAAGUGCUACCUGGCCAGCAGGUGGCGCAUCCAGAAGACGGAGGAGACGGGGCUGAAGCAGUUGGAGGCCGCUGUGACCUCCCUGGACCAGGGGGGAGACAGAGAUGCGUUACUACAGCAACACGACUCCGCCUUCUGUCUCCCAUUCAGAUUCAACUACCACCCACACGAGGGAGACCAGGUGUGUGAGGUGAGUGCGGAGAGCCAGGUGAGGUACGAGCUGGAGACCAGAUUCCAGCAGCUUCAGUCUCGACUCGCUGCUGUUACCUUGGAAACAGAGGAGAUCAGUAAAACACUCAAAGCCACGCUCACAGCCCUGCUGGACGUUAUGUGUGACAGCGACUGUAACCCCUCCCCCGAUGUGCCCAGCAGCCUAUCAAGCGAGCCCCCCGGGGGAAGCACAGCUCCAAAGCUUACCCUUGCCAAGCGUCGAGCCAAUCAGCAGGAGACAGAGACCUACUAUUUUACAAAAGUGAAGGAGUUCCUCACCAGCAGUUCUCUGACCUCCAAACUUCAAGCCAAACAUGACCUUCUACAAGAUGCCAUACAGAAAGGUAGUGUCAGAGGAUGGCGGAGGCCGUCGACAGUGACCCUUCCAGAAUGCAAUGUGCUCGGUCAGUGCGUGUUUGGAAGUCCAGACCUGUUUCCCAAUUCUGCCACACACUCUUCACCACAGACAUGCUCUCCUACAUACAGACGAAGGAGGAGAAUGUCUCGGACACAGAGCUCUGGGCAGCAGAUUCCUGUGGUGGUUGAAAGCUGCAUCCGUUUCAUUAACCUUCACGGCCUCCACCAUGAAGGAAUAUUCAGAGUUCCUGGGUCACAGAGGGAGGUUAACCUCAUUAGAGAUUCAUUCGAGAGAGGAGAGGAUCCUCUGUCAGACAGUGAGUGUGACCUGGAUUCCGUGGCUGGUGUGUUGAAGCUUUACUUCAGGGGUCUGGAGCCUCCUCUCUUCCCGUAUGACAGCUACGCUCAGCUGCUGGAGUGUGUCCAAAUUGAGGAAGAUGCAGAGAAAGCUGCCCAGAUUAAAGCGAUUGUCUCCACCUUCCCACGGCCUCUCCCCAUCGUGAUGCGCUACCUUUUCGCUUUCCUCAAUCAUGUGUCUCAGUACAGUGACGAGAACAUGAUGCAGCCCUACAACCUGGCCGUGUGCUUCGGCCCGAGCCUGCUGAGAGGGAUAGAUUCUGAUGACGCUGUUGCUAGGCAGCCACAGGUUAAUGACUUCGUCAAAACCAUGAUCCUGCAACAUGACAUCAUCUUCCCCGGCCAAUCGGAGCUGCCGGGUCCCGUCUACGAGAAGCACAUGACUCUGGAGCAGGAGUACUGUGAACCAAUCACAGAGGAGGGAGACGGAGAGACCGAGCAUCUGCCCAGUGAGGAUGAGUGGGAGGCAGUGGCUAUGUUCGACUAUGCGGCGAGAUCUCCAGCAGAGCUGACAUUCAAGCAGGGAGACCUUCUCAUCCUUCACAGCAAGGCCUCAAGUGAUUGGUGGAGAGGCGAAUUAGGAGGGGUUAAGGGUCUCAUCCCUCACAAGUACAUCAGCAUGCUGGAAGGGUCGGAGCGCGGGAAAAGAGAAGAAGGAGGAGGAGGGGGGGGAGGAGGCAGCACGGGGAACCUGUCAGUAGAAGAUCCACAGACGGAGAAUACUACUCGGAUGCGAGUGAACAGCGACAGUGCUUCGUUACCUGGAAGACAGAGAGGGAGUGAUGGGAGUCCCAGUCGAAAGCCUCCAACCUCUCCCGCCACACGACACCUGCCAGUGUCCCAGGAGAGAAGACACACUUUGGACACGGUGAGACAGGGCGGCUUCCGACCCACAGACAAACCCCCGUUUGUUCAGGCAGAAAGAACAGCAGUUGACAAGGACAUGAUCAGCCGUCAGAUGAACUCCGUGUUCAAGGAGCUUCUGUUACGCCAGCCUCCUGUUCAGAUGUCAGCCCUCGCCACCCCUGCUGCCCCAGCUCCCUCUUCAUCCUCCUCCUCCUCUUCCUCUCUUCCCCAAGCUGCACCCGCUGCGAAAAAAGUAGGAUUCGGCCUCAGAGGACGGACGCUUUUCAGACCAGUGGACUGACAGACAGGAGAGGAUGAUGAUGAUGAUGAUUACACUGUUAACAAUGAAAUCUUGAUUCAUUUUAUAUAAUGUAUAAUAUUUGAGUCUCUGCCAUCUCAUAGUGCCACUAGUCUCGGUGCCGUGUUACUGUACGUCCAGUGUGUCUUGUUUUCCAGCUGGUUUUGGUCCUUUUUAGGUUCUGGUCUGACUUUCGUUCACCAGGUUUUUGCAAUUUUGAGAGAAUCAGGGAUGUGACAUCACCAGUGAUUUCACCAGACUGACUUUUAAGAGUACUUACCAUGAUAAGACAGAAACAAGAAAAGACUUAAGCUGCCCCCUAGUGGCAGGUCUGAGAUCAGCUCUGCCUAUAAUGUUUGCUUUUUGAAUAGCAAAACUGAUCCAGGGCCUGUGUCUAGGAGUGCCUUCACAUCUUAUUCUUAUCUUAAUCUUCACAUUCACUUCAUUUCAAAAGACCUGAUAGGUUUAAACUCAUGGUGUAUUUAUAUUCAAAAAAUGUGAUCCAGAAAGACGAGCCCUGAGGUGUUAAAUAUGAAAUGGGUAAGACAUUAUGAAUUAUUAUUAAAUAUAUUUGGCCCAAAAAUUAUGAAAUAACUAAGGAAAUUGAUCAAAUUGAACUCUUAAGUAAUCGUUUUUUUCAGAAGAAGAAAAAUACUUUUCCAAAUGAAAUUUUAUUUUACGUCACUUUUCCUAACAAAGCUGAUGUUUGAUGAUCUUGUACAUUUGAGCCAAUCACGCUGCCUCUUAUGCUACAAAUUUAGUCAUUUAACACUUGUUAGCUAGAGUAAAAAUACCAAUUUUAUUCUAAAUAAACGAGAUGCUACUGCUGUAAAUAUACGCAGUUUUGGUUAUGGUUUUAUUGAUAGGUAUAACUACGUGUCAGCCGCAUAGCACAUUAGCAGAACCUCUUAAACUGUUAAGCCUUCAUUUAACAGGGCUGCACAUGCCACCUCUAGCCAGUGUAGCUCAGCCAUCUUGCAGUGAAAGCAUUUUGCUGACAAGUGGCUUCAGGUGUCCCAAUGAAAUACUGGAGACGGACAGCAAAUGCUCUUAAGAGAAUCUGCUGCCACCUAAAUUGCAAUAAUCAGGGAGUAUUUAUCCCAAAGCACCUGGAUCUAACCGAGUAUUUCAGUGCCGAGCCAUUUCCUGAGCUAUGCGCUAGUUUGUAUGUACCUGGCAUUAUAGUCCACAUGCGGUGCCCCAUGGAUAGUCAUGCAGUUUGAGUGGUAUGUUGUUGUGGCAAUGGCAGAGGUUGCAGUCUACUCCCAAAUCCAGGAUUUCCUGUUCAUCCCAGCAGCAGUGCCUUUGUGACUUGACAGGUCAGAUGUGAUCUCGUUUGAACUCACUGUUCAGCGAGUCAAAGCACUAGGUGUCUUCGCCCAAUUCGUCCUAUUCCAGAAUUUGGCCCAGUCAACCGAUGUCAAGGCUGGCAAGUCCCCUGCCCUAGUUGCUUCCUGUAAUUUGAGUUUGUCCAGCCAAGUAACAAUGAUCUUUAUUGUUAGCACUUCAGACCAAAACCAUCAACUAAGGAGACUGGCCCCAUCAUCCGCAACAGGGUCCGGGGAAAUUGGGCUGGCAACACAUGACCAACAAGCACUUAAGGGCCUUGGGUUUAAAUUCAGGAAACUCCAAAGAUUUGCCCGACCAGGCAUGCAAAUAUUGGGCUUUUUUGUUUGUCAGCUGAUUUUAUGUUGCCUAAAUCAGUGCAGUCCGGCCUUGAUUCAACUUAAAUUUGCCUCAUGAGACUCACAAUGGAACCUCUUACCUAUAGCACUGCACAUACGAAAAAGGAUUUUUUCCCAAAUAGAAAAAAGGGUGGUAUCUGUGUUACUAUCCUGUUUUUGUUUUUUUACUGCAGCAGUUACUUGGUUGAUUACUUGCUGUAGCUAACAGGAGCUAACUGGCUAAAUAUGGUGGCAGUGAGCUGAGCCUCCUUCGAAGAGGCAGUGGGUACGUGAUUGGCUGAAAGGUGAGAGCAUGGUGAUGACAUCACAGUCAUGAAAAAUGGCAGCAGAGUAAAACGUUCCAUGUGUGACACACAUACAGACUUUUGAAAAGGUUGUUUUGAAAUGAACAGAUGCUAAUGUAAAAUAACUAAAUCAAAUAAAUGAAAACUUGCCAAGCAUUUUCCCAAUGAGCCUAAUUCCAUGUUACACUUUUUCAAGAGCUUAUUUAUGUUAUGAUUAUUUCUUUAAGUAUUUAAUACUGAACACUGUAGUGCUCUUUAACGCUAGCUGGAAAAACUGUAAGCAGUGAGAUCAGUAAUUAAUAGCAGCAUGCAGUGUUACACACACACACACACACACACACACACACACACACACACACACACACACACACACACAAAAACACAGAUUCCCCUUCAUAUGUGAUACAUGGCCUGAUGCGCAGGCCAAAUCUCAGGGCUUUAGCAGAGUUAGAGACGGGCUAACUCAGGUUUGGCUUUGAAGGAACAGGUAGAGCUUUUUUCUCUCAGGGCUUUGGUUGACUUACUCCUCAACUGGAAACUGUGCCCUAGCCUCAAGAGCCCAAAUGGCCCCCCAUAUCAGAGAGGGUUAAACUGUGAACGCUUUGGAGCCAAGAUCAAAACUUUUGUCUCAUUCAUCCACACAUUUGGCCCCCUGACUAGAUAUAUAGCACCACCCACAGGUCCCAUUCAAAUGUAUGUUUCAGGAUCUUUGGAGUGAGGUGUUUGAUUCCUUGGACUCAAAAGGAAUUUGAAAUGUUUUUUACAUAUGGCAUCUCUCCUCUGUCGUGUUUCAGUAUCAGAAAAAAAUAGAAGUAGAAUCACUUUGUCAAAUACUGAUUCUGCUUCUAUGAUUAAAAGACCCUGUUAUCCUGGAUCACUGUCUGAUGAUGUCACAAAAUGUACUGUGUCAAACUGUAUAUGUGGUAAAAGAAAUAUGAAUACAAUAAAGACCAUGAAGCAAUGAA
Hippoglossus stenolepis (Pacific halibut) is the source of this 6192-nucleotide messenger RNA. RefSeq names its product Rho GTPase activating protein 4b (gene arhgap4b). The transcript has 25 exons. The record is from RefSeq and is a predicted model, not a curated record. Gene Ontology annotation, molecular function: protein binding. Bases 379 to 3261 code for a protein of 960 amino acids. Gene Ontology annotation, biological process: negative regulation of cell migration; signal transduction. Gene Ontology annotation, cellular component: cytoplasm. Lineage: Eukaryota; Metazoa; Chordata; Actinopteri; Pleuronectiformes; Pleuronectidae.